GUAAUUCUGGUGCAAGGAUCUGAUAUAUACAAGCUAAUUAAUUCCUUAAAUACCCAUAUAAAUAAAUUUACAGGAGUGGUUUGAGAAACACAACUUUAAAAUUUCAGCACACAAAUCAAAAGCAAUAAUAUUUAGAAAAAGAAGGCAGGCUUAUAACUUCCCACAUUUGAUAUAUCAAAAUAUGGAAAUUCCAUGGAAAAAUGAAAUAAAGUAUCUGGGAUUUCAUUUACAGUGCAAUUUGAAUAUGACAAUUCAAAUUAACGACAUGAUAACUAAAGCAAACAAAGGAAUAAAUGUCAUGAGAGCAAUUUGUGGUACAAAAUGGGGAGCUGACCCGAACAUUCUUUUGAGUUUAUACAAAGGAAUAGUUAGAUCUCAUUUAGAUUACGCAGCCAAUCUUUUAAACCCCUGCAGUAAAAGUUUGAUGAUGAGGUUGGAACAAGUACAGAAUGUUGCCUUGAGAAUCGUAACGGGUUGUCUACGUUCUACACCCAUCUUAAUAUUGCAAGCAGAAUGUUCAGUAACAACGUUACAAGUUAGAAGGGAGAUACUAGCACAUAAAUAUAUACUCAAACAAAUGCCGGAAAAAAACAAUAUCAUAGUAAAGAGUCUAAAUAAGCUAAACGAAGCAAUAAAUGCAAACAAUAGAUUCUGGAGGAACAAGGUCAUACCAGAUUACUCACUAGCAUAUACAAAUAUACUCAAAAAAACAAAAAACAUAAUUAGAUAUAAAAUCAAUCCGAUAUAUGAGGUAGAAAGAAAAACUCUUCUAUACCCCAUUACAAUUAAAAGUCUAGAAUUUGAAAAAUAUGAAAUUGAAUCGAACGAAAGGUUCAUAGCUAAAUAUGGUGGAAUAUAUAAUAAUCAUACCCACGUAUAUACAGAUGGAUCAAUAGACCCACAAACAAAUCAAUCGGGAUUUGGAAUUUACAUCCCAAGCAUCAAUUAUAAAUAUUCGUCACGACUCCAUAACUACACACAAAUCUGCACAACUGAAAUAAUAGCGGUAUACAAAGCCAUGUCGGUAUGUAUUGAAAAGGAAAUCAUGAAAGCAGUGAUCUUUGUAGAUUCAAAAAGUGCCUUAUCCAAAAUAUCUAGUCACAAAUGGGACCAAAUGGAUUAUGUAACUAUAAUGACCAAAAAACUACUGGUAGAUGCAAAUAAUAUGGGAUUUUCAAUACGAUUAGAAUGGGUACCGGGACAUCAGGGGAUUAAAGGCAACGAGGUGGCAGAUAGCUUGGCCAAUAUUGGGAGAGAAUUAAGAGUACCAUAUGAUGUAAAAAACAUCAGCACAGAUAUCUUUUGUGUUACAAAAAAGAACAUCUUGACUCAAUUUUACAAUAACUGGUAUUCCCAAAUUAAAGGUAAAUAUCCGGACUAUUAUGGACUGCAGGAUAGUUUCCCUAUAAAACCUUGGUAUAACAAAUGUGGAUAUUUGGGUAGGAACAAUAUUACUAACCUUAAUCGUUUACGAAGUGGACAUUGCAAAACUCCUUGUUAUCUCCACAAAAUAGGCAAAACGGAAACACCGAUAUGCGAAUGCGGUACUAUGGGAACAUUGGUACACAUCAUCUUUGAGUGCCCCAUAAAUAAACAUAAAGAUAUGGAUUUGUAUCUAGAACUAAUAAAAGCUGGAAUAGACAGUCCAAUAUCUUUACAGAGCAUUUUAUAUAAACCCUCGAAUAAAGUUAUUAAGAUAAUCAAUAAAUUUAUCAAAUUUUUUCAAGUAGAUCUAUAGAAUUUUCAAAAAAUAAUAAUAAUAACAAUAACAAUAAAUAAAUACUUCAGAAAAUACAGGGAAUCUCCUAAAAUGUCAAAAAUUAUAUUGGUAUCCUUAAAAUCCUUAAUCCUAACCGAAGGUAGCCAGCCCUAAACCUAUGUGAAAAUGUUUGGAAGCUACCCCCAAACGAGAAAAGUCUUAAGUUAACCUUAAAUGUUGUAAUACUUUUCCCCCUCUAUCUACAGAAAAACAAAAACAAGAAGAAGGACAAGGACCACAUAGGACCAAAAAAAAAAAAUAGAUCUGAAGUUGACAGGACACCUGGUUGUGCAUUGCCUUGAGCAAGACGCGCAUAACCAAUAACAUGUACUGGGUAAAUGAUUAAAAAAAAAUCGAAACCCAAAAAAAAAG
This is a messenger RNA of Diabrotica virgifera virgifera (western corn rootworm), 2131 nucleotides long. RefSeq lists its product as uncharacterized. The record is from RefSeq and is a predicted model, not a curated record. The transcript has a single exon. Gene Ontology annotation, biological process: DNA replication, removal of RNA primer. Bases 182 to 1738 code for a protein of 518 amino acids. Gene Ontology annotation, molecular function: nucleic acid binding; RNA-DNA hybrid ribonuclease activity. Lineage: Eukaryota; Metazoa; Arthropoda; Insecta; Coleoptera; Chrysomelidae.